Messenger RNA from Astyanax mexicanus (Mexican tetra), 2063 nucleotides. RefSeq names its product solute carrier family 15 member 5 (gene slc15a5). Bases 179 to 1915 code for a protein of 578 amino acids. Gene Ontology annotation, molecular function: transmembrane transporter activity. Gene Ontology annotation, biological process: transmembrane transport. The record is from RefSeq and is a predicted model, not a curated record. The transcript is spliced from 9 exons. Gene Ontology annotation, cellular component: membrane. Lineage: Eukaryota; Metazoa; Chordata; Actinopteri; Characiformes; Acestrorhamphidae.
GAACAAACAUUACUCAGAAGUCACAGGAGAAGAUCAGCAUGAGCUUCUGCACGUGUAGAUGCUGGCAAAUAAGACUUCACAGUCCUGUGAGGAAUUGCUUUGUUGUUUCCCAGAUUGGAUAGAGAAGAUACUGCAGUGCUCAAGCAGCACUUCACACAGGAGGACCUGAAGAAGCAGCAUGGCGUCUCUCAGUGUUCCUGGCCUCCAUGGUGGCCGUCAACUGCAAAGGGUCUCGACCGCUCGACGCCCGAGUGGGAUGGUCACCCCAUAUAAGCCUCGAAAGUCCAGAAAGAAGCUGCAGGUGAUUAUCUGUAUUCUUUUUGUGGAAUUGUUCGAGAGGUUCACCUUCUUUGGGAUUGUUUGCAAUAUGAUCCUCUUUUGCACCAUCAAGCUGGGAUAUCACAAUUACCAAGCUGCCACAGUCAACCUGUGUUUUGUUGGAGCCAGUACACUCACACCUGUUCUUGUGGGCUGGUUUGCAGAGACGUGUUUGGGGAGGACAAAAGUACUCUAUCUUUGCGCUCUGCUCCAUUUUAUAGGUACUGCCAUGCUCCCUGUUGUUGCAUUCCCCUUUGAGGAUUUCUACAUUGACACACACAAUAUUAUUCACCGACUAGAGCCACGAGAGCAACAGCUUCUCUUCUACGUUGGGCUGCUAGCCGCUGCCCUGGGUAUUGGGGGCUUCCGUGCUAUUCUAUGCCCGUUAAGUGCCUAUUACCUUCAGGGUUAUGACCAACACCAGAUACUGUCCUUUUUUAAUUGGCUCUACUGGCUUGUGAAUCUCAAUUCUACAGUUGUGUUCCUGGGGAUCUCCUAUAUUCAGCAGUCUGUGGGUAAAAACCUGGGCUUUCUCAUUCCCUUCACCUCUGUUCUAUUGGCUCUUGUUGCGAUACACAUGGCACGCAACAAUCUCAUCUUUCAUCCAAAGAAAGCCAGUUUGUUGCUGACCACACUGGGUGUGUUCCUAAACUCCUUAAAAAUGUCCUGCCUCCAUUAUCGUCAUUUGAGUGGAGACGUGAAUAAUUGGCUGGACCGUGCCAAGGAGAACAAUGGAGGACGCUACAGUGAGACCAGUGUUGAAAAUGUUAAGAUCCUGGUUAAGCUUUUUCCUCUUUUUGGACUGCAGCUGCUCUACCGGGCUUGUAUAACCCAAAUUCCAUCAGGAUACUACCUCCAGACCAUGCAUUCAAAUCUGAACUUCAAUGGUUUCCUCCUUCCUAUAGCAGCUAUGAAUGUGAUCAGUAUCCUGCCAUUGCUAAUUUUAGCACCACUACUGGAAUUUUUUGGCACCUGUUAUCAGUCUUUGAAGAAAACACCUCCUUCUCCAGCCAAAUUCAUAACAGCGGGACAUGCCUGUGCAGCUCUGUCUGCACUAGCUGCAGGGAUUACUGAGAUCCACAGGAAAGACUUCUCUCAGGUGGAGCAGACACUGUCAGGAACAGUACUACAGGUGUCCUCAAUGGCCUGUUUUCAACUUGCACCUCAGUAUGUCUUACUGGGUAUAGCAGAAGCAUUUGUCACACCAGCAUGCUCCCUCAUCUCUUUCUGUAUGACUCCUAGUAACCUCAGAGGCAUCUCCCUACACUUCCUCACUCUCUUCUAUGGAGGAGGAUGCUUUCUGGGUGCUGUUCUGACUCAGUUCUUUUAUCUUGUUUCUGGGGGGAACUUCUAUCCAAAUACACUCAGCGACGGCAAUCUGGAGAGAUUUUUCUUCACUUUGGCAAUUCUGAUGACCAUAAAUACCCUGCUGUUUUGGAGAUUAUCUUGCAGGUACACAGACCUGAGUGCUGAACUGUGUAAAGAAGUAAGACAGAGUCACCUGGCUGAGAAGCUCCUGCAGCAUAAAUCUUGUCUCCGAUUCUACGACACUGUGGAUUACACUGGAACAUCAGCAUCCUUGGAAAUGAUCCUCUGACUCCUGCAUGAUGAUGGUCAAGCCCCAAGAUGCUGGCGUCACACAAACAUGAAAGACUUAAUACUGGCAUACAUAAUUUAGGAUUUUGCUUCCUUUUUCCUCAAAACUGUGCUAGUGAAUUGGUUAAUGUAACUGAGCCAUUUUAAAU